This is a messenger RNA of Acanthopagrus latus (yellowfin seabream), 2475 nucleotides long. Its product is annotated as piggyBac transposable element-derived protein 4. The coding region runs from base 262 to 2232 and encodes 656 amino acids. Lineage: Eukaryota; Metazoa; Chordata; Actinopteri; Spariformes; Sparidae. The record is from RefSeq and is a predicted model, not a curated record. The transcript is spliced from 2 exons.
CGCUCCUUGUUUAAAGGGCCAAUCGGCUUUGUUUACUGUUUUUUGCCGCCUUAGUACAGGGAUAGCGUUUUGGCUAUCAACAUGUCAAUCACUCAGGCUUCUAGCCAAUUAUUUUACCUUUCCAAUAAUGGUAGGCGUGUCCAGGUCCGUUCGGUAUGAGCCGAGCAAUAUAACUUACUUUAUUAACAGCUUACUUUACGCAGCAGACGCACUCGCAGCGGACAUUUAAAUUUUUUUGGACGGCAAUUUUCUCACUUUAUAAUGGCGAAAUCCACAAAGAAAACUAAACAUGUCCGAGAAGAAGACCUGGAAUGGCUCAUGGCAUCAUCUGAGGAAAGUGACGACAGUCAGUACGACUCGGAGAGAGAGGAGAUGUUUGCUGAGGGACUUGACGACAUCUUGGAUCGGUCACAGUCUGAAGACAGUGAUGAGGAUUGGGAGCCUCAAAGUGAGGCAGUCAGACGCCCAACCCCCUCUCCUGCUAAAGGCGGUCGUCAGAAGCGCCAACGAUCCUCAUCUGUGUCUACCAGUGCUACCUCCCCCGCUGUGUCGUCCACUGCCUCCUCUGGCUCAGGGGAUGUAGCAGCUUCUACACUAACGGCUGGUCGGUCCCCUGCUGUUAGACGUGCCCGGGGGAGGGGUAGAAGAGGAGGAUCCUCCAGAGCACCUAGCUCCCACACAGAGGAACAACAGUGGCAUGAUGUAGGGGAUGACGACGUUGAGCCUGCUCAAGUUGAUUUCAUGCCGGUGAGACAGCCUGGACCACAGCAUGGGACCAGAGUGGCAACCACUCCACUGCAGUUUUUCAGACUGUUUUUCACCGAUGCAGUGCUUGGGACUUUGAUGGCAAACACCAAUGCCUAUGGAGCAAAGAGGCAUGAAGGAAAAAAAGAGGUCUGGCAUAACAUCGGAGUAGCUGACAUUUUUUCUUACUUUGCCAUGGUAAUAUACAUGGGGAUGGUCAAGUGCCCUACGCUGGUGGAUUACUGGAAAGGGUCCCGCCUCUAUAGCCUUCCAUUCCCCUCCUCUGUGAUAUCCCGAAAUAAAUUCCUCAGGAUUUCUCGUGCUCUCCACAUGAGUGACAUCAGGGCAGAUGAGGAGAAUGCAGCUAAGAGGGGGACACCGGCUUAUGACCGCCUGGGCAAGAUCAAGCCCCUUUACAGCCACAUUGUUGAAGCCUGCAAAGCCCACUUCCAGCCAGAGCAACGCAUCUCAAUUGAUGAAAGGAUGGUUGCAUCAAAGGCUAGAAUCUCCAUAAAGCAGUACAUCAAGAACAAGCCCACUAAGUGGGGAUACAAACUGUUUGUUUUGGCAGAUUCUGCUACUGGCUACACAUGGAAUUUUUUUGUUUAUGAGGGGAAGUCACCUACUGCUGGAAAGGGACUGAGCUAUGACUCUGUCAUGUCCCUCAUGGACUUUGAUUCACUUGGUACAGGUUAUCAUCUUUAUGUUGAUAACUUUUACACGAGCUGCCAACUUUUUCUGGACUUGCUAAAGAAGAACACAGGGGCUUGUGGUACCAUCCGCACAAACCAAGUAGGUUUCCCCAAGACCACCAUCAAUGACUUCACCAGGGGCACUCCUCGGGGGACAAUCAAGUGGCUCAGGGACAGCGGACUCCUUUUUGUGAAAUGGAUGGACACUAGAGAGGUUGUCAUGUGUUCCACCAUUCACAAGGCAUUCACUGGUGAUAUAGCCCGAAGGAGAGUGAAGACAGCUGGACAGUGGAUGGUGAUCGAUGUCCCCAUUCCAGCACCAGUCAAGGAUUACAACCAGCACAUGGGGGGUGUUGACCUGUCAGAUGCACUCAUUGGCUACUACAGCGCCACACACAAGACAAUGAAAUGGUACAGGACAUUCUUUUAUCACUUUUUGGACAUUGCGAUUGUGAAUGCCCACAUCCUGUACCAGCAGUGUCAGAGGGGGUCAGUGACGCAGAAAGAGUUCCGUCAGGCCCUUAUUGAGGAGCUUGCAGACAAAGGACCUACAUCAACAUCCCAGCCAUCCACCUCAGGCAUCACUGCACCCCCAAACCCAGCAGCAUCCCACAAGCUGCAUUAUUUCACAGAGGGACAAAAUGUGGCUAAGCGGGAUGCAGGCAGUGUCGGCAGACGGCUCUGCACACUCUGCCACAAAAAGACACCAGUUGGCUGUUCAACUUGUGAUGUUCCCUUGUGUUUUGUUGCCAACAGGGACUGUUUCAAUGAGUGGCACACACAAAACGGAAUGUAGACUGGCCCAAAAUGUCCACUGAGCAUCACAGUGCACUUUUUAAGUUUGCAUUUACAGUACAGUUAUAUAUAAGUCAUUUUUGUAGACAAGUUUUUAGAGUUGUUAUAUAUUGUUCAUAUUUAGCUUUUAUUCUAUAUUUUUAUAUAUAGUUCAUUCAUUGUUCAUAUUUUGUUGAUAUUGUACAUGAGUUGUACAUGCAGUAUUAGUAUAUUGAAAGAUAAUAAAAUCCUUGUUUGAAAUUCA